AUGGACAAGUAUGACCCGCAGCUCAUCAACACGCUCGCCCAGCACCGGCGCAUCAUCCUAGUCGACUACGCGGGCGUCGGCCUCAGCACGGGAACCGUGGCGAGCAGCGUGCGGCAGUCGGCCGACGACAUCCUCACCUUCCUGUCCCUUAUCGGCGAGCGCGAGGUUGAUAUCCUCGGUUUCAGUCUCGGCGGGACGGUCGCGCAGCUUGUAGCGCUGAACGCCGACCCUGCUCUGCUCAAAGUGCGGAAGCUGAUUCUGGCGGGGACGACGCCCAGUAUGGGAGAGGGUGUGCGCAGAUCGCCAAAUGCGGAUGUCUUUGAGGUGGCGGGUGCUAAAGAGGUGACGAUUGAGACGUUUAAGAGGCUGUUCUUUCUGGCCAACGCGGAGGGGGUUGCUGCGGCCGAACAGUGGUGGGCGCGGAUCCAUGAGCGGUCUGUUGCGACGUCGGGCGAGGAGCCGGCUACGUGGUUGAGCCAGAGCUAUGCCGAUGGCGCGGUGGGUGUCAAGGCGCAGUCGCAGCAGCUGGGAACUUGGAUGACGCCGGAAGGGUCUCAGGGAGCGGAGGGCUCGUUUGAGCGGUUGAAGGGACUGAAUAUUCCGGUGUUGGUGGUGAAUGGACAUCAGCUCCCGAAUGCAGAGCUGCUCAUUUAUCCCAACAGCUCGCAUGGCGCCAUCUUCCAGUAUGCCUCGUACUUUGUGCAGCACGCUCUAGCGUUUCUGAGCUCUUAG
Parathielavia appendiculata is the source of this 732-nucleotide messenger RNA. Its product is annotated as alpha/beta-hydrolase. The coding region runs from base 1 to 732 and encodes 243 amino acids. The record is from RefSeq and is a predicted model, not a curated record. The transcript has 2 exons. NCBI's taxonomy places the organism in Eukaryota, Fungi, Ascomycota, Sordariomycetes, Sordariales, Chaetomiaceae.